AUGUUUAAUAGAGUGUUUACUAGAUCAUUUGCAUCAAGCUUAAAAACCGCGGCUUCCAAAGGUGCUGUCCCUCCACCAGUGAGAUUAUUCGGUGUUGAAGGCACUUACGCAACUGCUUUAUACCAGGCUGCUGCGAAGAAUUCAUCGAUUGAUUCUGCCUUCCAAUCUUUGCAAAAGGUUGAAAGUACAGUCAAGAAGGACCCAAAGUUAACGCAUUUACUACAGAAUCCUGCAUUGUCGUUGCAUGAUAGAAAUACUGUUAUUAAUGCCAUCGUGGACACUCACAAGAAUUUGGACGGGUACGUCGUCAACUUGUUAAAGGUUCUUUCUGAAAACAACAGAUUGAGUUGUUUUGAAAAGAUUUCUUCGGACUUUGGUAUUUUAAACGAUGCUCACAAUGGGUUGCUCAAAGGUACUGUGACGAGUGCCGAACCUUUAGAUCCUAAAUCUUUCAAGAGAAUUGAGAAGGCUUUAAGUGCAUCUAAAUUGGUGGGGCAAGGCAAAUCUUUGAAAUUGGAAAACGUGGUUAAGCCUGGAAUCAAGGGUGGUUUGAUUGUAGAACUUGGUGACAAGACUGUCGACUUAAGUAUCUCUACAAAAAUUCAAAAAUUGAAUAAAGUCUUAGAGGAUAGCAUUUAG
Saccharomyces eubayanus is the source of this 639-nucleotide messenger RNA. It is a transcript of the gene ATP5, whose product is annotated as F1F0 ATP synthase subunit 5. NCBI's taxonomy places the organism in Eukaryota, Fungi, Ascomycota, Saccharomycetes, Saccharomycetales, Saccharomycetaceae. Gene Ontology annotation, molecular function: proton-transporting ATP synthase activity, rotational mechanism. The transcript has a single exon. Gene Ontology annotation, biological process: proton motive force-driven mitochondrial ATP synthesis. Bases 1 to 639 code for a protein of 212 amino acids. The record is from RefSeq and is a predicted model, not a curated record.